This is a messenger RNA of Trifolium pratense (red clover), 1430 nucleotides long. Its product is annotated as nuclear transcription factor Y subunit A-10-like. The transcript has 7 exons. The record is from RefSeq and is a predicted model, not a curated record. Bases 294 to 1283 code for a protein of 329 amino acids. Gene Ontology annotation, biological process: regulation of transcription by RNA polymerase II. Gene Ontology annotation, molecular function: DNA-binding transcription factor activity, RNA polymerase II-specific; RNA polymerase II cis-regulatory region sequence-specific DNA binding. NCBI's taxonomy places the organism in Eukaryota, Viridiplantae, Streptophyta, Magnoliopsida, Fabales, Fabaceae.
UGCAUGAAAACUCAACCUCAUUGGUGAAUCAUUUUCCAUUACAAAAAAUUCUUUGUACUCAUUCAUCUCUCUCUCUCUCUCUCUCUCUCUCUCCUUCUUUUUCACUUCCACUUUCUCUCUCCUCUUUGUGCCUGCUUUUGCUUCAUAUUAUACCGACAUGGCUCCAAUCUAAUGGGGUUUUACUAUUUCUGCUUCUACAACUCAAUCUCACAUGUUGCUUCUGUUUCAAGACCUUUAUGCUGAAGACUGAAUAGAGAAAUCUUCUGAGAAAUAAUCUUUGGAUAAUUUGGAGAAUGGCUAUGCAAACUGUUUAUCUGAAAGAACAUGAAGGAAUUGCACACAAUUUUGUGGGGCAAUUGUCAUCUGGUGGUACUAAUAAUUCAUCAACAGUACCAUGGUGGAGUGGUUUUGGAUCUCAAUCAGUCUAUGGAGAGUCUGGUGGCCAAAUAAAAUCCUUUUCAUUGGAGCCACCUAUCUCUGCUGUUGACCAACUUGCUGCAAGUAAGCAAUCUAUGUUGGGGAAAGGGCUAACUAAUCACUUUACCAUCUUUCCAGAUGAUUUUAAAAUGUCAGGUGAUGCACAAAAGCCUCAUACAGCCAUAUCACUGCAGUCAUCACUCCCUGAUACUCCACCUCGUUUCGAGCUAGGAUUUAAUCAACCUAUGAUCUGUACAAAAUAUCCUUAUGCAGAUCAAUUUUAUGGACUCAUCUCAACUUAUGGACCACAAAUUCCGGGGCGUGUAAUGCUGCCACUUAACAUGACAUCUGAUGAUGGACCGAUUUAUGUAAAUGCUAAGCAGUACCAUGGAAUCAUUAGACGUCGGCAGUCCCGCGCCAAAGCUGUACUUGGCCAGAAAUUGAUUAAACGCCGUAAGCCCUACAUGCAUGAGUCACGCCAUCUCCAUGCAUUGCGGCGACCAAGAGGAUGCGGUGGUCGCUUCUUGAACACAAAGAAAUCUGCUAGUGGAGAUGAUAAAGCGGGAAGUAAAGUGCAUAAAUUUGGCGGUCAACAAUUGCAGUGCAGCGGCUCUCAGAGUUCUGAACUCCUUGAAUCUGAUGUUGGAGCUUUAAAUUCCUCAAAAGAAACUAACGGAAGCAGUCCGAAUAUUUCUGGGUCCGAGGUGACUAGUUUCUAUUCAAGCGGAAAUCUUGAUGGCUUCAACAUCAAUAAUCUUGUAUCUAAUGUCCACUCGUCGGCAAACAUGAUCGAUCGUGGGCAUCGCAUUAUCAUGCCCACCAAAUGGGUUACAGCAGCUGGCAACUGCUGUAACCUUAAAGCUUGAUUCUGAAAAGAAUCGAGUGGGUUUGGUGCAAUAUUGUACCAAACUCCGUCCUUGAUAAGACCAGACGAUUAUAGGAUCGUCCUGACGUCUGGUCUUAAGGCAAUCCAUCCUUGGCUCAAUCUUUGGCAAUCCAUCCUUGGCUCAUAU